AUGGACCAUACCAGAAUUAAGAUCAAAAGAAGCAAUAAUGACACUGAAGCUGAUAUAAUUAGUGAUUUGCCGAGGGAUGUGAUACAUGAAAUUUGGGAACGCUUGCCUCUCCGUGAUGCUGCUAGAAUGUGUAUUCUUUCACAUAAGUGGCAAGACAUUUGGACUUCAACCCCCCAUCUUACUUUCGAUGUUCACUUUUUUACUAGUGUGCUCAAAGAGGAAGUACACGAGGCUCUUAAGUUUUGCAGUAUUGUAAGCAAAAUUCUCUUUCAACAUGAAGGUCCCAUUCACAAGUUUUCAUUGUUUGUUCCUUCUUUAAAUGCCUGUCCAGAUGUUGAUCAGUGGAUUUCCCAUCUUUCAAGAAAUGGUCUUAGAGAUUUUAGCCUUUGGAAUGCAUGCAUGGCGCCUCUUAAGUUGAGCUCGCGUCUUUUCUCCUGUGGUGACCUGGAAAAAUUGAAGCUUCACUUCUGCAUAUUCAGGUCUCCUCUUAAUUUCGAAGGCUUCCCAAAGCUGACAAGCCUUGAGCUUGACAGAGUUGUUUUAAGAUACAAGACUUUCAAAGAUCUAAUUGGCAGUUGCCCAGUACUACAAAAAUUAGUUUUAACAAACUUUACUGGUUUGGAGCACAUGAACAUUGUUAUAGAUAUUCCCAAACUCAGAUACCUGACUAUUGAUUGGGUAUUCGGGUCACUUGAUGUGAAAUUUUGUGAGAAUCUUGUGUCAGCUUCGUUUGGUAUUCAGAAACUGGUCGGUGUUCACAAGGGGUUCUUAGGUGAUCUGGCUAAAGUUCUUGCAAAUUCAAGUAAACUCGAAAGGCUAUGUUUUAGAGGUCACUUUUGUAGGGUUUUGAUUAAUGCAGGCAGCAUUCGUAAUACCUUUGAUAAACUGAAAUAUCUGGAAUUGUUAUCACUUCAUUUCGAUUCUCUGGAUGACUUCUCUUCUGUGAUUAGCUGCAUUCAGAGCUUUCCUAACAUUGAAACACUUAAAAUCACUGUAAUUUCAAGCACAAAUCUUGCUGGAGGUUUAGUGGACUCCAAAUUUGAUUUCACAUUACACCACCUCAGGUGUGCCAAAGUUGGAAUUUUGAAUGCUUUUACUACAGAGCUGAAGUUGAUCGAGUUUUUACUUGCUUGCUCUCCUGUGCUUGAGCGAUUAUCUGUACAUACACCCCUCCUCAAGAAGACUUCUCGGUCAAGGAUGUUAAUGCAAUUAAAUCGGUUUCGUAGAGCAUCACGAAUGGUGGAAGUCAUUUGUCCAGAGAACACAUUGCCAAAGAGAUCUGUUCAUGUUGCCAUCUCACCUUCUACUUCAGAUUCGUCUUCUGAUUCUGCUUAAGAGACUAGUGACUGGUAUUACUUAAUUUACUUUCUUGUUUCGUAAGUAGCCAACACAGGAGUGAAUGAAUGAUCCUUUGGUUGUUAUACAUAAGCCUUACAAGUAUAGUUUAUGGUUUGUGUCUCGUUGUUUCAUUUCUUUUGCUUCUGGUUUCGCAGAAGAAUUUGCUUCAAUACAUUACUCCCCUGAUGUUAUAUUAUCUGUAAAUUAGGGUUUUGGAGGAAUUGUCAUUUAAGGGGAGCUUUUUGUAAUUAAUUGUUACACCAAGGAAAUUGGCUAAAUUUAGCUAGUAUAGUACGAAUGAUUUUACUUUAAAAUUUCAUAACAGGUUUUUGUGGUGUUUUAAACAAGUCAGGGAUUGUUGAAACGCA
Molecule: messenger RNA, 1706 nt
Organism: Chenopodium quinoa (quinoa)
Lineage: Eukaryota; Viridiplantae; Streptophyta; Magnoliopsida; Caryophyllales; Amaranthaceae
Product: F-box/FBD/LRR-repeat protein At1g13570-like
Exons: 3
Coding region: 1-1335 (444 amino acids)
Molecular function (GO): protein binding
Source: RefSeq, a predicted model, not a curated record